Molecule: messenger RNA, 1125 nt
Organism: Rotaria sordida
Lineage: Eukaryota; Metazoa; Rotifera; Eurotatoria; Philodinida; Philodinidae
Source: the annotation of a GenBank genome assembly
AUGUUCUAUGUAACAAUUACAGACACUCAUCCUUCAUGGCCUACUUAUCCUGAUGCAAACCAGGUUGUUGAUACACAUGAUAAUGAAAAAUCAGAUUCAUAUAAUUAUCCAUCAGAUGUGCAAUAUAAUCAAAAUGAUCAAUCAAAAUGGAAUUAUCCAAAUUAUUACAAUAAUCAAGACGAUAAAUCUCAAUGGGAACCAACACCUCAGGAUAAUAAUCUUAGUGAUAAAACUCAUUGGGAUAGAACAAAUGAGGAACAAAAUCUUAGUGAUAAAACUCAUUCGGAUAGUACAAAUGAGGAACAAAAUCUUAGUGAUAAAACUCAUUCGGAUCGUACAAAUGAGGAGCAAAAUCUUAGUGAUAAAACUCAUUCGGACAGUACAAAUGAGGAACAAAAUCUUAGUGAUAAAACUCAUUCGGAUAGUACAAAUCAGGAACAAAAUCCUAGUGAUCAAUCUCAAUGGGGACAUACAAAUGAGGAAAGCAAUCCUACUGAUAAAUCCCAUUGGGAUAAUACAAAUGAGGAUAAAAAUCCUAGUGAUCAAUCAAAUUGGGAUUAUUCAAAUCAAUAUGACAAAAUUAAUGAUGUAGAAUCAGUAACAACGACAACAUCUUUAGCGUGGGAACAAGUAAAGGAUGAUAAUACUACGCCUGAUUCAUCCCUAUAUGACUCACAACCAGGACAAGAUCAAGAUGAUAAUCGUGAGGGUGAUGACCAAACAAAAGUAAAUGACGGCGGAGAUAUGCCACAAGAAGACAAAGUUCAAGAAACUCAACAAGAUAGAGAAGGUCAUGAGCAUCAUUCUGAUAGAGACCGUCAUGAACAACAUCAGCCUACAGAAGGUAGUGAACAACAACCUGGUGGAGACGGUAGUCAACCAAGUACUUCAGGUGAUUCAAAUACUGGUGGUGAAGGAACACCAUAUGGUGAUACAGAAACAGUAGUAGCACCACCAAAGAAAGGAAUGAAUUGGUUACCAAUAAUAAUUAUUGUUGCAUCAAUUAUUGUUCUUAUUAUUAUUGGUUUGGCUAUUUUAUUUUUACGCAAACGACGUACUAAUAAAGGUUAUGGUGCGGCACCAACGAAUGAACAAGCAACAGGAGGAACAACAACUCGAUCAUAA